Molecule: messenger RNA, 3158 nt
Organism: Vollenhovia emeryi
Lineage: Eukaryota; Metazoa; Arthropoda; Insecta; Hymenoptera; Formicidae
Exons: 7
Coding region: 578-1315 (245 amino acids)
Source: RefSeq, a predicted model, not a curated record
GAGGGUUGCCGGGGCGCAGGAGCACGAACGUCGUCCUCCGGGUUGCCGUCCGGCAGGAGUUCAGUCGGUGCCGGUCGGUCCCGAGAGUCGUUCAUACCUUGCGGGACGCAAAAAUCUAAGAUGGCAAGAGACAUGUACAUUUGAUAGAAUGGUCCACUCGACAAGAGAAAGAGCCAAUUCGGUUUUAGCGUAACGCACGAUAAUGAGCGAGUGAAAACGGAAAAAAAGAGAGGAAGAGAGAGAGAAAGAGAAAGAGAGAGCGAGAGCGAGAGAAAGAGAGAGAGAGGGGGGGAGGGAGAGAAAGAAAGCGAGGGUCGCGAUGAACGGAUAGAUAUCGGUGCAACAUCAUCAGUCGCGCAUCUUUCCGAGCGGGAGCGAGGGGUGCGAUACUACCCUCUUCUCGCGCGGCACGCAUAAUCGCCGGGGAGAAGAGUGGCGGUUCGAGAGUGGACUACUAGUCGUGCUGCGACGGAAGUUGGGCGCUCUCAACGGUAUGCCCGUGAGUCGCAACGCGAGAUAAAGGUGGGACCGAAGGAACGAGCGUCUUAUUCUGAAGGGAACAGCGGGAGACGGAAAUAUGGGAAAAGGAGACAAGAGAGGCGUUACACAGCGCAGCGACGGUGCCAGCACCAAUCUCGUGGGCAAGUUCACGCAGAGCGUGCGGAGGAUCGUCCAGGACGUGAAGGACGAGGGCACUUCCAGCGGACAAACGAAGGAGGAGGUGAUCGAGACGAACGAGAGGCUGAGAGUCGUGAGGAUACGUUUGGAUGGCAGCUACGACACCGCCAAGAGGGCCCUCGUCGAACUGAUGUGCAAGUACACCGACAGCAAGCAAGUGCGCAACGUGUUCCAGCGUUACAACCUCCUCAAAAACAUGAUUAAGGACGUAAUUAAGCUGGAGACGCAAUAUUGGACGCUGGUGGAUAUACCGAGGCAGGAGAAGCAGGAGACCGUGCCCGCUUUCGUGCUGCGUGCCUGUUCCAUCAUGGAGAAAACCCACAAAAGCGGUGAAGGCGUGAAGACUUCGGCGCGUCUCGCCGAGGAGGCCGAGACCAAGAGGGAGCGCAUCGAGAGACUUGAGAAUAUGACGACGGCGCAAAUCGAAGCUGAGAACACCCAGAUGACCAAUGAUCUGUACAGAUUGCUGAAGAAAUACACGGGUCUCAGGAACCUCAUCAAAGUAUUGAAAGAGGAGUACAACGGCUCGAAGUUGUACCCGAUGUUCCCGCGUUACACAAUACUGAAGGACAUGAUAAAGGAUAUAAUGCACAACCCGGACUAUAUGGAAGUCUGUCACGAGGUGGACCAAGCAUAGCGGCCCGACCCCCUCCACCGUUCGCCACGUAUGACCCUGUGAAUUCUACGAGGUCGCCGCGUGGUCGUCGGUGAAGGGGGUGAACCACAGAACGCUUCAGCUUCGACUGAUGAUUUCGUUUUUGGACAGAGCAUUUCCUGUGAUUUUACGUUCUAUCCUAGAUCUCCGCGAAUUCCCAUUUCCUUAUCCUCGACAAGUCGUUCGCCAAUAACAACAACGUCGUCUUUGUUCGUUCGAAUCUUGGAGCAAAUCUCGUACCAAUCGUACAAUUUCUCGAAGGUAAGUUUGACCCGCUACUCUGUGCGUAUUUUGUAAAGUUUCGGCAAGAGAUGGAAGAGAUGAUAAGGGGUUGAAUAACGCGCUGAAGUACGUCAUCGAACGUCGUGGAGUAGCAACGAGCGCCUCGACGUGCUGUAAGAACGCCGCAAUAUCAUGAAGAUGGAAUAGUCGCGGAGUCAAGGUAGGUCAUGAGGUCGUUCUCAUAUAUCGAGAAUGCUGCUACUUGCUGCUUAAUCGUCGCGAGAAAGAAACAAAUCGGCAGAAAAUAAGCUUUGUUCGUUGCCUAAAGAUCGAAAUAUUAUUUCACGGAGAAUAGAAAAAGAUUAUUACAUGGUUAGAUCAUUUUUAUACAAUUUAUGAUUAAAUUCACGAUAAAUAUUGAGGAGUAAGGAGAUGAUAUCGCGCGAAAAUUUUCGUAGUUCUGAGGCAAUUAAUGAAAAAUGGCGAAUAAAAUGUAAUAACGAUGUGACUGUAGAACUUUGUAUUAAAUUCAGUACCUAAAAAGUAUCCCAUUUGCCACUUUGUGAAAGAAGAGAGACUUCGAGUCCCUCCAAGUAAAGAAGUCCAAGUAGCAGGAUUCGCGAGAUUCUGCGUAGAGGCCAGGAGGUUGGUUUUAUAGUUUCUGAUUUUGGGGUCGGAAUAGUUGCUCGCACGUCACAAACAAAAGAGACUAGAUGCGCUACUAUCGCUAGUGAGUGUCGUAUGCAUGUGAUGUACCGUAAUUAAUUAGGAACAAUUCGCAAGAUCUACGGAGUGUUAAGUAAAUUCGUAUAAGCCCGUGAGCGUGUGUUUGUACAUAGGUGUAAUUGGUGUGCGUGAAAUUAGCGUGAAAUUGUGAGAGUGGUGUCAAUGUGGAGCACAUUAUUACCUGCUUCCUGCUGAGUAGGACUCUCGUAAUAAAGGACGUCGUCGGUCUCGCGCGACCGAAUAUUCGCUUUACCUACGAAGAGGACAAAGAUUAAACGCUCGAGCAACGCUCUGCGAGAAGAAGAUGUAUUUAUAACGAAAAAUAUUAAUUAAUUUAACACUUGAAACUAAGAUUUACAAUACGGUUAACUUUGAAUAUGAAGAUUUUAUUGGAAUAUUUGGAUAUAUUGUGUGUAUAUGAAUUAUAUAUUUAGUAUGUAAAAUUUGGAAUAUUUGAAAUCCUCGCUUUUUAUCUGCGAACAGAGACAGAGACUAGGCGGUUUGAAGCGUUCGAGAAAUACUAAAAAUAAAUACGCGCUACGAAUAAGAAAUAACGAUUAAUAAUUUAACACGUCAAGUAGGCGAAAUUUACAAGGUCAACUUUAAAUGUCGAAAUUUGUGUGGUUCAUUUGAGUCACAUAUUUGGUAUAUAAUUGAAAUACUACAAAUAUAAAUCCAUGUAUAUUUAAACAGCAUUUUACAAGACAUGAAAGCAUGUCUUAAAGUUGAUGUAAUGAUUCCAAAAUGUACGAAUUGAAACAUAGAUCCAGAUUUUAAGUGGAGCUAGCACGCACAACGCACAUACACACGAUCUGAAUUUACCUUGUUUCAAUAACCUGAAUGUUUGGAGGUAAAUCGUAUAGAUUCAUAGAUAAAA